UACUGUUGUUCCUCUCUCUAUCCCCUUCAGCAUAUUUUUGCUACCUGUGAUUGCAUAAAGCUCAUUUGCUCCCUGUAGGCCCACAAAGUCGCUUUCAAAGAGCAAGUUAUACCCCUCAUCGCCGAACAAACUGGAAAUAACCUUGUCCACUCCCUUGGUUAUCAGCGAGAAGUCUAUAUACCCUGGAGAUUACUGCAAACAUAUUAGCAGAUAUUUAUUCUAGAAGAGCAUGAAUUUCAACUUUGCAGAGUUCGAUACCGUCGACCACCGUUUCAUAACACCGAAGUACCCUGCAUUAGCAAAAUGCUGCGGAUGUAUCCAUCUCAGAGCUGGUGGAGCAGUAGCAUGUAUAGUGUGGGCGGUAAGUAGCUUUUACUUUGCUAUUCUAGCUUUCAUGAGCGAGAGUCCAUUUUUUUCAUAUUUUGAUAGCACUCCAUUGAUGAUCUUUGGAGCUCUCAAUCUUAUAUUUGCCCUAGUUGCACUUGCUGGCGUAGUCGUCUUUUUUCUCAAACAUGCAUGGUCUAUCCGUAACCUGUCACACGCCGUAUGGUGUUGCAUCUUCAUCGUGUUGGUUGAUAUGAUUGUGAACGUCAUCCUGUUCAUCAUUGACCGCUCCGGCUACAAUGUUGCUUGCGUAAAUGAUGCAGCUAACCGGAUGGGAAGAUCAGUUCAGGCCGCUUUUCCCAAUGGAACCUCAGUCAACUUGAACUUCACCUCUAGCUCCGACUUUUAUAAUUGUGACAAAAUGUGGCAAGAUGAAUUGAAAUUUAGCAUUUUGAGUGUCAUCGUUAUAUUUGUUCUUUAUGUUUACUGGGCUGCGUGCAUAUGGUCUUAUAGUCACAAGCAACUGCUGAUGAGGCAGAGAGUCAUGGCUAUGGAGAAUGCUGCUGUUGUCGCUCAACAGGGACCAUCACCUCAAGGAAUGCCUGAAUUUGCUCCUCCACAAGCACCACCUCCUCCUCCGCAGGGCCCAGUUGGACCUGGACCUAUGGGACCACCUAUGGGACCAGGAGGUCCGAUGGGACCAGGUGGUCCUGGCAUAAUUCAGGUUCCAUCUAUGGGUGGUGCUCCAGGUCGGGGUAAUAUUAUUGUGCUGAACAACGAAAAGCCAUCCAAAAAAGAAAAAACCUACAGUAUGAAGAAUCUUUCAUCCCGUUCGCUUAACUCUUUUAACGACCCACCAUCUCGGCGAGAUAGUGGAUUCAUCACCGACAACAAAAAACCUUUUUUCGGCUUCAAGAUUGGAGCGGACGGUCAAGUCAUUGAGCUGGAUGAAAAAGAUGUUGAUAUGGAACUUGGCUACGCUGCAAGUAUGGCUACAUCUCCCGUUUCUGAUCGUCCUAGAUCACGCCCUUCCUCCUCAAGGCCAGGAUCAGCCAACUUUUCGACUGACGAUUUGACUCUGGUAGAUGGUAGAAGCAGCAGGGCUGAAAAUUCCAGACGGACUGUAAGAAAGCCCAUAAGCGAAGAUGAUUAUCCGGAGUAUCGACAUUCCCGAGACUUCGACGAAGAUGAUGACGAAUCUCUGCGCUGAAAGUAGCGCUGGACAAGCUAUAAUUAACGUUGUUCAAUCAAACACAAUGGCUACUUAAAAUGGCUCGAACCAGUAAUAAGCCUUGCUAAUUCUUUAGUAUAUAUACACGAACAAAAAAAAGAAAAAGAAAAAGUCCACACCCAAAAUACCAUCUUUGCAUACCCUACCUUU
Umbelopsis ramanniana AG is the source of this 1705-nucleotide messenger RNA. RefSeq lists its product as uncharacterized. The record is from RefSeq and is a predicted model, not a curated record. The transcript is spliced from 5 exons. Lineage: Eukaryota; Fungi; Mucoromycota; Umbelopsidomycetes; Umbelopsidales; Umbelopsidaceae. The coding region runs from base 230 to 1534 and encodes 434 amino acids.